AUGGCGGCCUGUGCGGCGGCGCGCAUGUUCGCGUACAACGCCACCCUCUGCGCCUGCGAUCCGGGGUACUACUACUACCUCAGCGGCAACGGCACCGCCAGCUGCGCCCCGAUGCCGGGCGGCGGGUGGGGAGACUGGCAGGUGGGCUCCGUGGGCGCGCCGCGGAACCACAGCCUCUACUUCCUGGAGCCGGUGGUCUCGAUCUACGCCAUCCGCCGCCUCACCCAGUCCCAGGCCGUGAUCCUCGAGGCGACCCUCGCGUCACUCCUCUGCUGGCUCGCCUUCUGCGCCGCGGCCAGGUUCGCCGGCCGGGAUCCCCGCGGGGAGAAGAGGAUGUUCCGGGCCCGGUACUGGGUCAGCCGCCUCGACUGCCUCUUCGACAACAGCCACUGGACGGGGGAUCAGCAAGUACUAAGGAAAAGGAAAACCGAGUUGGGUGGCACAUUUUCAGUCGCUAGCUUGAUCAUCUUCACUGGAUUAUUGACUGUGCUCUUGUAUCAAGCCAUCAAAAGGCGCAGCCUUGAGAUGCAUCGAGUCAAGCCAGCCAAUGCUCCAGACCUGCUGUCUUUCGUGAAUGAUCUCGAGUUCCACAUCACAACCGUCUCCAGCAUGUCCUGCACUCAAGCAGUUGCUCCUUCGACGGUAGCAAUGGGGACACCAGGCUUCAUGGACUUCAGGGUGGUUCCCCUGCCAGCACUGUUCAACUACAGCUGCACAAACACGAGCCAGGGGCCAUCCAUUACGCUCAGGUGUAAUGGAUGCCGGGUCCCUCCGAGAGACCACUACGUGUCUUGGCAAUUUGUCGACCUGCCAGGGCAGCCAGCAACCGCUGUUGGUUUCCAGUUCAACCUGACCACAAGGCAACAUGGCAACAACCAACACAUGAGCUUUGUGAGUGGUACGAUGAACUCUGACGGUUAUGCUGAUGAUGGCAAGUUGGAGACGUUUAGGGGAAGAGAUUCCAAUGUUCUGAAGAUCCAGUUGUUCCCUCAGAUAUUCAAUCCUGGUAACCUGAGGCUCUUGCAGCCACUGGUUCAGGACUUCACUCAAGGAUCUACGUUUUCUGAUGUCAGCAGCUUGAAUUCGUCCCUGCAGAACCCCAGGGAUGGAGUGGUGAAUACUACUCUUUACAUAAGUUAUCUCUCGGACUACAUUGUGGAGAUCAGCAAUGAGAGUGUAGUAGGCCCAGUUAGUAUACUCGCAAGUAUUGGUGGCCUUUAUGCCUUCAGUGUGGCAAUUUGUCUCUGCCUCAUGGCUCAAUGUGAAGCAAGGAUAAAGAAGCUUCAUGACGAGGAUACCAGAAUGUUGAAAAUUCUGAGCAAACGACGUGCUCAGCGAAAUUGGAAUAAGGUGCGGAAGUUUGUCAUGUAUACCUGGGGUCUAAGCAGCCUGGACCCAUCUGAUAGAAUCGGUCAGCAGCCUGAAGGGGGGGAAAUUGACAUUGAAAGAGCUGAGGGAAUGCAGCAAUGUUGCAGGGGGAAAUUGACAUAG
This is a messenger RNA of Miscanthus lutarioriparius, 1491 nucleotides long. NCBI's taxonomy places the organism in Eukaryota, Viridiplantae, Streptophyta, Magnoliopsida, Poales, Poaceae. The record is from the annotation of a GenBank genome assembly.